AUGCCUGUUCUUAUGUGGUCAAGUGAUAAGAGCAUAGUUACAGACGAUAAUGUAUUUGCUGGAGAAAUUCUUGAUGUUCAAGAAGCCCAAAAACGUUUACUUCCUAUAUUUUCCGGUAAACCUCGAACUGUCUGCUUCUUCGUGCAAAACAGACUAAGUUUAAAUGAUGUUACAAGAUUUGGCCAUGUUUAUGGUUAUGAACAAACAAGAUCAAGUUUUCAUCAUCUAAAGCUGGCAAUUCAAAAUGCCAAAUCCUCUCUGAUAUUGCCAUCUGUUAUGAAUGCUGAUGUUCUAAAGGAGUUCUUGAAGAAGGCAGCGUCCGGUAAAGUGUUAGAGCUAACAGCGAAAGAAGCUAAGAAAUUUAAAUUUAAUGAUCAUCACUUCGAUAAUGACGCUAUCAACGCAAUUAUCGUUCAUCUACCAAGAGUACCAGUGAGGCAAGCAUGA
Messenger RNA from Trichoplax adhaerens, 447 nucleotides. RefSeq lists its product as uncharacterized. The transcript has 4 exons. NCBI's taxonomy places the organism in Eukaryota, Metazoa, Placozoa, Uniplacotomia, Trichoplacea, Trichoplacidae. The record is from RefSeq and is a predicted model, not a curated record. Bases 1 to 447 code for a protein of 148 amino acids. Gene Ontology annotation, cellular component: proton-transporting V-type ATPase complex.